AUGCUAGUUUUAGCUUUUCUUACAACUACAUUGUGUGGUUUCGCCGACGUCGUCGCCGCCAGUGAAGUGGAUAUUUCAAUUUCGGAAAAUAGCAACACCGCUGCUAAUUUAAAACAUGAUGAUGGCCAUCACUUGGAUACACAAUCAGCAGCAGCAGCAACAGCCACACUUCAAGAUAUAACAGAUACCGGUGGUGGUGGUGGUAGUGGCAGUGUAAUGGGCAUUCCCGAUAGCGGUGAUCUAAAUGCAGAAUUAUUAAAUCGUUUACGUUUCAUACCAUCACAAUUGGAUUUUGGUGCAUUGUCUGUGGGAACAGUACAAUCGCAUACCGUCACUCUCGUCAAUCAAAAUCGUAACCACAGUGUUUAUCUUAGUUUGGUAACGGGCGGAACUCCGUCAUUUUAUAGUAGCUUAUUUGAAGCUAAAACUGUGCCACCGAAUGGUAAUACAACAUUUGAUGUGGUCUUUUUACCCAGGGAAAAUGGUGCUGUUCGAUCAAAUUUAUUCCUGCACACAUCGUUUGGAAAGCUCUUGCUAAUGGUGAGCGGCGAGGUGCGUGAAUGUCCGUAUCGGCUAAAACCAUUGGUUGGCAUACGGGCACCGUUAAAUGCCACCUUAAUGCCCAUGAUACACAUGUAUAAUCCACAUGAAAGAGCAUUGCAAAUAUUGGAGAUUUACAGCAGUGGUGGAAAAUUUAAAUUAGAAUUACCAAGCGGAGACUCCGAAGGACCACACGGUCUAUGGGAGAUACCACCAUAUAGUACGAAACCCAUUAUAGGUAUACGUUUUCAGGGUUAUACUGCGGGCAAACAUUCAGCCUAUAUACGUAUAAAAAUUGCCGAACCCACCUCCCAAAGUGACUGCAGCAGCAGUCAAUCCACAUCGUCCACAAUCUCCCCCGCUUUAAAAGAACAAGUCUUGGUUAUACCAGUGGAAUUUGUAAUAUUAUCCGAAUAUGGUAUAUAUGCUGUUAAUCCGGUCAUCGAUUUUGGUUAUAUUGCCUUGGACGACAAACAACAGCAACCAAUUAAACAAAAACUUUCCCUACGGCAUUCCAAACAUCAAUUGGAUAUACAAAAUUUGGAAUUUGAAUCUCUUACGCUAACCAAGGGUAUUAUGAUGGCCUCAAAAAAUGGCCAAGAUGACGACAGCAGCAGUGAAAAAAGAAAUAUUGAUAUUUCCACAAUUGCCUUCGAUCCAAAUAUUGCGAUACAGGAUGAAACAAAAACAGCAGCAGCGUCGUCUUCGGCGACGUCGGGGCAUACAUAUCACAAUGUGGAACUUAUAGUACGGGCUAAUGUGUACAAGGGUUCAUUGUAUUAUGACAGAAAAUCAACAUUAUUUUUGGAUCGUGAACUAAGUUGGAAUGGUAGUAGUUCGCAAAGAUGCGAUAAUGCCACAUCGGAUGAGGCAUUAUCUCAUUUAAAAUGUACAAAUUUGGAUGAGCCCCGACACAUAGUGCUGCGUAAUGAUUAUCAAAUUCCUUUAUUAAUUUACAAUAUAACAACUGGGUUCAAUGAAAGCUCCAAGCUAAAUUUAUACCUGCAGCAGAACCCCCUACUGCAAAAGGGAGAAAGUGAAAGUGAUGCAGUGGUGGUAUUGCAACCCGCAGCUACCAUGGAAUUAACUGUGGCCUUUAGAUUGGCCACAACAAUACAACAAAACCCCGUAGAACAACCAGAGGAAGAUCUCAAAGAUCUACUGAGAAAUUAUAAGACUGCCAUUUAUGUUUAUACGAAUAUAUCGAAUCCAAUCCAAAUACCCAUUGUUGUAAGCUCUACAAGUUUGUUUGUAACCACACAGACGUCGUCAUUAUGGCGCUCAAAAAAUUCCGUUUAUACCAAAGAAAUACAAAUAAUUUCCUCCGCACCCCUUCGUGAUAUUUCUCACAAAGGUUAUAUCGUUUUGCAAAAUCGUAAUUCAAUACCCAUUAAUCUGAAUAAUUGGGAUUUUCAAAAGACAUCGGGUAUUUAUUAUGCGGUUAAAUUUGCCGGGUCUAUUCGAGCCAUGGAUAUAAAUGAAAGCAAUGAUUAUGCAAUAGACUUGGAGAAACAUAGUUAUCGUUUGGAUUCCGUAUUGGAGGAAGGUGAUGUGGCAGUGUUUGAGGUGGCUUUGAUGCCAUAUUCCAUAUCGGGUACAGCCUAUUUGAGUAUAGCCACAUCGCAUGAGAAUAUUACGGUGACGUUAAAUUUUGAUGUGGUCUUUGGUAAACUGGAGGUGGAUCAAGAGAAAUUACAUUUUGCCAAUUGUUUUCCGGGUAAAAUCUGUUCCUCCGAACUGAGUAUACGAUCCAGCUUCGAUCAGGCCAUACAUAUGAAACAUAUUAACUUCAGUGAUCCGGGUCUACGAUUUGUGGAUAGAAGUUCAAAGGGUUCGAUAAUUUCACCCAAUUCUGUUACAACUGUGGGUCGCAUCUAUUUUGAACCUUCAGCAUUGUGUGGCAAUCGGUGCUACAUACCCCAGCAUACAGAUGAGUCCACUACCUUUCCCCACAGUCCCCAGGUUGAUAAAAUCCUCAAUAUGCCACAUUUCGAUGAAGUUGAACUGCGAAGACGCACAGAAUUAUAUCGUCAUUUUAAGUCGUAUUUUCAAAAUUUAGAUUUUAUCAUGACCACUAAGCAGGAGGAGAAUUUCCAUCUAAAUCUUAUGAUUGAAAUACAAUGGCCCCAGUUGAUACCGACGCGACAAGUUAUACCCACAGUGGAGGUGAAUAAAACCCAGGUAUUUGAAGUGAAAAUUUCAAAUCCUUCAGAUAGACCGAUACUGAUUGAUUAUUCAUUGGCCGAUCCAAAAUUGGCACAUCAAACUCAAUUCACCCUGCCACUGGAGGUGAUCAUAAUAACGCCGACUUGUUAUUUAACCGAUAAGGCAGUGUUUUCAUUGGUCAAUCCAGCGCCCAGUAAACCGAUUUUGAUACCCGGUCUCACCUCCAUACGAGUGCCGAUAACAUUUAAAGCCUCCUCGAUGGGUAGCUAUUGUACCCUGUUGCAUAUACGCAAUAAUUUAACGCUCUACGAAGGUACAUGGAUCAGUGCCAAGGCUGUGCAAUCACAUUUUCGUUUGGGGAAUCGUAAACCGGGAUCACCCACACCAUUGCUGUUUGAGAUCACUGAGCAGCAGUUAACGGCGGCAUGUCCAAGUAAAGAGGAUAAACCUUCGGCCGGGAUGACACAUCCUCAGAUUAUUUCAAGACGCGUUUUUACCGCUCGCAAUUCUGGCGAACUACCAAUAUGGAUUGAUAGCAUUUGGAUUGGUGAUCAACCCUGUCGUGGCUAUGGCUUUCAAAUAAUGGACUGUAAAAGUUUUGAACUCAAGGCGAAUUCAACGAAAACAAUUGAAAUUCAAUUUCAAACAGAUUUCACGGCGACCCGCAUUACAAAACCCCUUACACUGAGGACAAAUCUCACCUAUGCCGUAAAUUAUGUGUUAGUCGCCCAACUGCCUUCCAAAGGCAUGGAGCAGUGUACAGCCUUAUUGCCGCGACCACCAUGGGAAGAGAAAAUACGCAAUGCCACCAUAAUUAUGUUAAUAAUAACUUUCGUUCUGGUCCUCAUUGCCGUUCACAUAGACUAUGGCAAUAUAAUGUAUACCCAGGCCGCGUUAUAUGGAGCCCGGGAAAAGGGGACAAUACAUCCAACAUUUAAUUUAAGAAACAUAGCCAUGCGACAGAAUAAUAAUGAAAGUUCCCAGACCGGCGAUGUGGAGAUGACAUUGAAAAAUAAAAGUGGCUUGAAGAAGAGGAAUAACGUGGGUGGCGUUAAGAAUCAAAGAAUAGCAAAUGGUGAGGCCGUUGUGUCAUCAUCAUCGUCCUCCUCCUCGGCGUCAAGUUCUUUUUCUGCCUUACCCAAAAUGACGCUGGCGGAAAUGGUUAGCUGGACUUUUGGAAGCAAAACCUCUAGAAAAGCAAAUAAAUUGAAUAAGAACAAGGAAGCUACUGUGGCCACUUCGACGCCCUCAGCGUCCUCCAGCGUGACCACAACAACGAAUUCCUCUUCAGCUACAAAUGAUGUGAAAAAUUGUAAAAAUAAAUUAACCGAAAAAUCAUUGGUGGAAAAAAUGGAUGAGGAUUUGAAAAAGGCACAGCCGACAGUCUCCGCCAAGAAACCCACAAAGGUAACAGAAAAAAUUGUUAGCAAGCCCCGCGACGAAGAAGUCAAACAGUCCAAAGAAGAUGUACCCCCCACGAACAAGGAGGUGAAAAAAGAAAGUAAAGCCUUAACAAAAAAUACCACAAAUAAAAACACAUCUAGUCCCGAACCUAUGCCUUCAAAAGAACAAAGAAGAUCUUUGGAUUCUACCAGUUCCAAUACAACACACAGUGAUCCAACGACAAUACGUCAAGUUAAAACACCUCCCCCCGUUAGUAUACCAUCCUCAGGGCCUACAGUGAAUACGAACAAAGUGAGCCCCACAACCACCACCAGCCAUGUAAUGCCAAUGACCGAAAUAACCAAUCAUCAAACACCAAUUCCCAAGGAAACCACAAAUGGUCGCAAGCUGGGCAAGACACCAGGACGUGAACGGCGAAAGCAAACCACACAAAAUACCUCACCCACAACAUCGUCUUGUUCGUCGGCCUCAACGUCGUCUACAUCCUCCAGUUCCAUACCUCAACACCAACAGCCGCAGCAGCAACACAAUACAGUUAAACGUUUCGAACGUAAACCCAAAAGCAGGGUCUCGAAUUCUCUUAAAUUUCCCACACAAAACUUUAGUCAUGCGAAUUCUGUCUACUCACAAAUGGCAGCAGCGGCCAACGAUCACAAUGAUCAAACAUUUCAUCAGGAUGUGUUAUCGCCUUGGGACUAUAGCAGCCACAUAACAUUUAGCGAUGUUCUGCAACAGACCCAACAAUUUGCCAAUGCCCAAUCCAAUGCUAAUGCCAACUCGACAGGAACCACAUUGCUCAAUAGUGAUUUAAAGAUGUUCGAUAACCCCACUUCAACUGCAUCCCCCACACCGUCAACAGCAUCAUCCGGGCCAAUUAAUUUGCCAUUUGCCGCCUCCCCACUUGAGUUUAACGAUGGACCUUCUAAGACGGAUUUGGGCCCUAUUGGUUCCAGGAAAUCACCCUCCUCAACUCCCGCCUGGGAGACAUUGAACAGUGCCAUAACUUUACAAUUACCGCGGCCAUUGAAUACAACCCUGACAACUACUUCACAACCACCACCACCACCCAGCCUACCCUAUGAUUUGCACAGUUGCCCCAAUUAUGGUUUGAAUGAUUUGUUGACAGCUCGCCAAACGAUACAACAAAUUGCUGCAGCCAAUGCUGCCGCACAUGAAAUCAUGAGACUACAACAAUUGGAACAGCAAUUCCUAUUGCAACAACAACAACAGCAGCUGCAGCAACAACAACACUAUUUGAAUUUCAAUCAAUCGGCAUUGAACAACAACUGGUCGUCGGCCAACACCGCAACAUCGUCUUCAGGUUGGACCCCGUUUUUGGGUAAUGGUGUUGCAGAUUUAUCACCAACCCUACCCAGCCAUUCGAAUGCUGAUAUUUUUGGCGGCGCCGUUACAUCCACCUCUACAUGGAGUACAACACCAUCAUCCAGCAGCAUUGAACAACAUUUUGUCAAUAGUCAACAAUUUCCCAUGAAUACCGAUGUUCCGAUUACCAACACACACAAUGGCGGCGUGUCAACUUCGAUUUCGGCCCCAACAUCCACUUCAACAGCAACAACAAUUUUUGAUAAUACCGUCAACAACAGUAAUGGAAUUGGCUUAAAUGUCAAUAAUUCCGAUACAAUGCCAAUGUUCAAUUUAUUCGGUGGUUUAAGUUCUAUCUGGAAUGAUAAUUGGAAACAACAACAACAACAAGAACAGAAGCCAAAACCUUCUGAAUAA
Molecule: messenger RNA, 5850 nt
Organism: Musca vetustissima
Lineage: Eukaryota; Metazoa; Arthropoda; Insecta; Diptera; Muscidae
Product: transmembrane protein 131 homolog
Exons: 6
Coding region: 1-5850 (1949 amino acids)
Cellular component (GO): membrane
Source: RefSeq, a predicted model, not a curated record